Rana temporaria (common frog) is the source of this 1307-nucleotide messenger RNA. RefSeq names its product GRAM domain containing 1C (gene GRAMD1C). The transcript has 5 exons. Gene Ontology annotation, cellular component: plasma membrane; endoplasmic reticulum membrane; endoplasmic reticulum-plasma membrane contact site. The record is from RefSeq and is a predicted model, not a curated record. Gene Ontology annotation, molecular function: sterol binding; sterol transfer activity. Gene Ontology annotation, biological process: intracellular sterol transport. Bases 512 to 994 code for a protein of 160 amino acids. Lineage: Eukaryota; Metazoa; Chordata; Amphibia; Anura; Ranidae.
AAAACUCCAAAUAUGUGAAGGUUUCAGGAAAGUAUUUGGCCAUAUUAUUAUUAUAGAGUAGUUAUGAUGGUCAGUGUGUCCUCAACUUUUGGCCUUAUAGAAUGUAUGAUGGUCAAUGGUGUCUUCGACUUUUGGCUAUAUACUUUAUCUUGUAUGUGACAUAUCAGCAGUUAUACUUCAACUUUUGACCUUAUAGCGGGUGUGAUGGUCAUUGUGUCCUCAAAUUUUGGCCAUAUAGUAAAUGUAAUGAUCAGACUGUCUUCAACUUUUGGCCAAGUACUCUGUCUUGUAUGUGGCAUCCCAGCAGCUAUACUAAGAAAUGGAGCCCAAAGUGAAAAUUCCAAAUAUGUGAAGAUUUCAGGAAAGUAUUUGUCCUCCUCCAUUAUCUCUGGAAUGUGUCACCCGAGGGAGGUCUGUCUGGACACUUGUGUUUUGUCCUCUCCUGGCUACUUGUGUAGACUUCUGUCGCAUCCCAGUUCACCGACCCCUGACACUCUGCAGAGCGGAGAGGAUGGAGGACAUCACUCAGGACCAGCUCCUGGCAGACGAAGCCAAUACCAAUCAUGUCUCAAGCUCCACCUACAAACAGCGCAGCGAGGAGUUCCGUAAACUGUUCAAAGAUUUGCCGGAAAGCGAGAAGCUGAUUGUUGAUUACGCCUGUGCCCUUCAGAAGGACAUCCUACUGCAAGGCCGCCUUUACCUGUCCGAGACCUGGAUCUGCUUCCACAGCAACAUCUUCCGCUGGGAGACUACGAUAUGUCUGCCGCUGAGAGACGUCACCUCCAUGACGAAGGAGAAGACCGCCAGACUCAUCCCCAAUGCCAUCCAGAUCAGUACCGAGAGCGAGAAGUACUUCCUCACAUCUUUUGCCGCCAGAGACAGAAGCUUCCUGAACAUGUUCCGCAUGUGGCAGAAUGUUCUCCUGGAUAAGGUAAGACAUUGCCCAACUUCCAGUCCCGUUCUUCUGGCCUUUGCACGAGACCCACCAAGGUAGAGCCACCAGGAAAUGUCUCUGUUCCCUGCCGCCUCUCCUCCAAGAACAAGAGUCCAUCUUUCAGAGAGUUGUGUCCAUGUUCAUCUUCUAAGGAGGCUUCCAUUAAUGAGAAUUCAGAGAUGAAUUUUUUGGAGAAUAAUUUUUUUACUUAUCAUCUAGUUAUUGGCACUGCACCCCCUCGAUUGGUAACAAUGAAGAAAAGUGGGAAUUGGGAUUUUCCGGGUGCUAAAUUACAACAACAAAAUAAAUUAAAAGAGAUUUUUAUUUAUAAAAGUAAAAAAAAAUGACAGAGUAAAAUCCAUCAAAAAUACAG